GACUCGCGAAUCGCUGACGAAAUCGUCAGCAGUCUCUCGAGGCGGUGUCGACGAUGCCCGGCUGGGAAAUCACAGGAAAGCCACACGAGCGCGCACUGAGAUGAGAUGGGAGGAUCUGCUCGCGGGUGAGGAGGAGGACGACGACGAAGAAGAAGAAGAAGAAGAAGGCGAGGCGAUUCGGAUCGAGCAGCAUGGUGCACGACCUGACCGGUAAGGUGGCCCUGGUGACGGGAGCGUCGUCGGGGAUCGGGCGCGAGCUGGCGCUGGCUCUGGCGCUGCACGGGUGCAAUGUGAUCGCUUGCGCCCGCCGGUUGCCGCUGCUGGAGGCGCUGCGGGCCGAGGUGGCAGCGCUGCCGUGGGACGGGGCGAGCGGGGCUCCGCGGCCGGGGAAGCUGGCCGUGCUGCGCGUGGACGUGAGCGGCGAGGAGAGCGCGAUCGAUGCGGCGGUGGAGGAUGGGUGGAAGAUUUUCGAGGGCGGCAUCGACGUGCUGGUGAACAAUGCGGGAAUUCGAGGCCCCGUGAAGGAUCCGCUGGACCUCGACGAAGCGCUGUGGGAUGGCACUUUCAGGACGAACACCAAAGGGCCAUGGCUGAUGGUGAAGGCGGUGGGCAGGAGAAUGCGCGCGGCCGAGAAACAGGGCUCGAUUGUCACCAUCACCUCCACCGCCGGCUUGGAGAGGAGUAUGCUUCCGGGCGGCCUCGCGUACGGCGCGUCCAAGGCCAGCGCCAAUCAGCUGAGCAAGCUUCUUGCUUUGGAGUUGGGCAAGUACAAAAUUCGGUCCAACGCAAUUGCGGCCGGCUUGUUUCGAUCCGACAUCACCGACAAGCUUUUUGAGAAGGCCUGGUGGCCUAAGGUGGCCAAGAAGAUUGUUCCCAUGGGCCGAUGGGGCGUCGUCAAUCCGGACAUGACGUCUCUCGUAAUUCUUCUCGCGAGCGAUGCUUCCGCUUAUGUCACGGGAAAUCUCUUCAUCGUGGAUGGUGGGCAAAGUCUGCCGGCUGUCCCCGUCUGGUCCUCUUUGUAGGGCGGAAACUCUGGCGCGAUGCACGAGCGCCCUAUGGCGACUCUAUUUGUGAAUAGCUCAUCAAUAUUCCCAUUUCCAAUUCAUCAGCUCCUGAUUCUUUACGUUCUUAGGUUCGGAUGAAACAUUGAUUAUUGACAUACUUUGAAGUCUACACAGAACUCCUGAUCUGAUGUUUUGGGUGAUCUCGGAGAGCCACAAGGCUUUGAACUUCUGGGAUCCCUCGUCAUUAAAUGUAAGUAGGUAGGCAUUAUCACAAAGGACCAUCUGCUCUCCUGGCCACAGACUGAUUCUGGGACUCCUGUCGAGGAGGCUGAGUGAGAAUUCAGCCUCCUCGAAUUCAUCAGGCUGAGUGUGAAUUCAGCUUGAUUUAAAGGUUAGUGGAUGUAGCUUGAAAUGAUCACGGAAGGACUGCGAUGAAAGAUGAAAUCUCUAGACGGUUGGUUUCCAGUGCAGGGCAGUGUAAUUCUAUGAAUGAACGACUGGUAUCUCAAGUAUGAAAGUCCAGCAGAAAAUGAGUGUUAGGUUUGCAACCACAUCAUUUGUGCGGUGGAAAUAAAAAUACAUAUCCUGGUGUCAACUACCAGCCUUUUUAGCC
This is a messenger RNA of Marchantia polymorpha subsp. ruderalis, 1617 nucleotides long. The record is from the annotation of a GenBank genome assembly. Lineage: Eukaryota; Viridiplantae; Streptophyta; Marchantiopsida; Marchantiales; Marchantiaceae.